This is a messenger RNA of Gracilinanus agilis (Agile Gracile Mouse Opossum), 2401 nucleotides long. RefSeq names its product G protein-coupled receptor 161 (gene GPR161). The transcript is spliced from 4 exons. Gene Ontology annotation, cellular component: membrane; recycling endosome. Gene Ontology annotation, biological process: G protein-coupled receptor signaling pathway. Bases 7 to 1467 code for a protein of 486 amino acids. NCBI's taxonomy places the organism in Eukaryota, Metazoa, Chordata, Mammalia, Didelphimorphia, Didelphidae. The record is from RefSeq and is a predicted model, not a curated record. Gene Ontology annotation, molecular function: G protein-coupled receptor activity.
CGUGGCAUGCUGACCAUGAGCAUCAACUCCUCUCUCAGCCACGGGAAGGAACUGGCUAACGUCCCCGGCUCAGAGGGAGAGGACGGGGCAGUCACCAUCACGGAGUCUAUUGCCAUCAUCAUCAUCGCCAUCUUCGUCUGCCUGGGGAACUCGGUGAUCGUGUUCACCCUGUAUAAGAAGUCCUAUCUCCUGACCCUUAGCAACAAAUUUGUCUUCAGCCUGACCCUGUCUAACUUCUUGCUGUCUGUGCUGGUUUUGCCCUUUGUGGCGACGAGCUCCAUCCGGAGGGAAUGGAUAUUUGGGGUGGUCUGGUGCAACUUCUCCGCUCUCCUCUAUCUGCUCAUCAGCUCUGCCAGCAUGCUUACCUUGGGUGUCAUUGCUAUUGACCGCUACUAUGCUGUCCUUUAUCCCAUGGUGUACCCCAUGAAGAUCACUGGCAAUCGGGCCGUGCUUGCCCUCGUCUACAUCUGGCUCCACUCCCUCAUCGGCUGCCUUCCUCCCUUGUUUGGCUGGUCAUCGGUGGAGUUUGAUGAAUUCAAAUGGAUGUGUGUGGCUGCCUGGCACCGGGAGGUUGGGUACACAGCCUUUUGGCAAAUCUGGUGUGCUCUGUUGCCCUUUGUGGUCAUGGUGGUGUGCUAUGGCUUCAUCUUUCGCGUGGCCAGGGUGAAGGCUCGCAAGGUCCAUUGUGGUACCGUGGUCAUCGUGGAGGAGGAUGCCCAGAGGAAUGGGAGAAAGAACUCUAACACCUCCACCUCCUCCUCAGGUAGUAGGAGGAACACUUUCCAAGGAGUGGUCUACUCUGCCAACCAGUGCAAAGCACUCAUCACCAUCUUGGUCGUGAUCGGGGCAUUUGUUAUUACAUGGGGUCCCUACAUGGUCGUCAUCACUUCUGAAGCCCUUUGGGGGAAGAACAGUGUCUCUCCUGCCUUGGAGACCCUGGCCACAUGGUUAUCUUUUACCAGUGCCAUCUGCCACCCUCUCAUCUAUGGACUUUGGAACAAGACAGUGCGUAAAGAACUACUAGGCAUGUGCUUUGGAGACCGAUAUUACCGAGAGCCAUUUGUCCAGCGACCUAGAACUUCUAGGCUCUUCAGCAUCUCCAACAGGAUUACAGACCUAGGACUAUCACCACAUCUUACCGCCCUCAUGGCAGGAGCGCAGCCACUGGGUCAUAGUAGCAGCACUGGGGACACUGGUUUCAGCUGCUCACAGGAUUCAGAAGCUGCCAAAUCCUCCAUUCUCCACGUGAAGGCCGAAGUGCACAAGUCCCUGGACAGCUAUGCAGCCAGCUUGGCCAGAGCCAUUGAAGCAGAUGCCAAGAUUAGCAUGUUUGGGGAGGAGGCUCUGCCUGGAGUACUAUUGGCAACUCGGACUGUGCCAGGGGGAAGCUUUGUGAGCCGCCGAGGCAGUCGAACUCACACUAGCCAGAAGCUGCAGCUGCAGAGCAUCGACGAAGGAAACAUUUAGCUUUGAGGCCAUCAGUGAGAGUCCGGAGACACCAGUCAGGGGCAGGGACUAUAUACCAUUCUAUAUGAUGCCAAGAAAUCAAGAUCCUUACCAAUGAAACUGGGGCCCUGGAUUGACACACUUGGUUUUUAAAGGACAAUGUGGGGAGCUGAUAUACAAGCACCAAAAAAAAGAAAGAGAGAAAAAAUGACAAAAAUGACAAAAUUGCUACAGUUGGGAACUAAUUUAGGAUUAUUGUUAAGCUGUAGCCAAUCUUCUAGGUUCUAGUAACUUUUUAUCCCUGAAGGGAGUCAAGGCACAUAGACAAGCAGAUGUAGCACGGUUCUAUUUUAUUUGGAGAGGACAGUGUUGCCAGGUCCACGAAAUUGGGGCAGAGAAAUUUGAAUGUAGCCCAGUCACCCUGGUGAGGAGGCUGCUUUACUCAUCACUUUCUUUACUGAGGGACCUUCAUGGUGUAUUGUACCAAGAACCUUAGAAAGAGGUGAAUGCACUUUCGAGAGAGGGCAUCCUUCUCCAUCUUCUCCAAGGGCAUCAGAGGAGAGUCUUGUUCUUUGGGUUGGUUUGUGCCCUUGGGUUCUGUGUGCAGUGAUUCAGCUCAUGCUGGGGAGGAAGAAAAUCAGAGGGCUUGUCUAGCAGAAUUCCUAGCACAUGAAGGAUUAAAAAUCCUAAGAGCUGGUGCCCAAGCUAGCCACCUAGCUGGUUGGUGGGUGCUUGUUGCUAAAGGCUACAGGGGGGCCAGGUCAGAGGGAGCUGAGUUUGUCCUUGCCAGAGAGUAGAUUGAAGACCAGACCAUUGGGUUUGCUCAUCCAAGGGUGUUUCUAUUUCACGAGAAAGGGGGAAAACCACUAUUCAUGAGACAGAAGUGGGGUCAUCGAGCUCGUGUUUCCAGUUGAAAACUUUCAAUUAAUGGCAGAGACUCGGUAGGGGAAAUGGU